UGCUGGACAAACAGGUCAAAGGUGACAGGCGCUGGACCUGCAGAGCUGGGUGGCACACCAUGAGGCUACUGAUCGUCCUGGGUCUGCUUUGGAGUUUGGUGGCCACACUUUUGGGCUCCAAGUGGCCUGAGCCUGUAUUCGGGCGCCUGGUGUCCCCUGGCUUCCCAGAGAAGUAUGGCAACCAUCAGGAUCGAUCCUGGACGCUGACUGCACCCCCUGGCUUCCGCCUGCGCCUCUACUUCACCCACUUCAACCUGGAACUCUCUUACCGCUGCGAGUAUGACUUUGUCAAGUUGACCUCAGGGACCAAGGUGCUAGCCACGCUGUGUGGGCAGGAGAGUACAGAUACUGAGCGGGCACCUGGCAAUGACACCUUCUACUCACUGGGUCCCAGCCUAAAGGUCACCUUCCACUCCGACUACUCCAAUGAGAAGCCAUUCACAGGAUUUGAGGCCUUCUAUGCAGCGGAGGAUGUGGAUGAAUGCAGAACAUCCCUGGGAGACUCAGUCCCUUGUGACCAUUAUUGCCACAACUACCUGGGCGGCUACUACUGCUCCUGCCGAGUGGGCUACAUUCUGCACCAGAACAAGCAUACCUGCUCAGCCCUUUGUUCAGGCCAGGUGUUCACUGGGAGGUCUGGCUUUCUCAGUAGCCCUGAGUACCCACAGCCAUACCCCAAACUCUCCAGCUGCGCCUACAACAUCCGCCUGGAGGAAGGCUUCAGUAUCACCCUGGACUUCGUGGAGUCCUUUGAUGUGGAGAUGCACCCUGAAGCCCAGUGCCCCUACGACUCCCUCAAGAUUCAAACAGACAAGAGGGAAUACGGCCCGUUUUGUGGGAAGACGCUGCCCCCCAGGAUUGAAACUGACAGCAACAAGGUGACCAUUACCUUUACCACCGACGAGUCAGGGAACCACACAGGCUGGAAGAUACACUACACAAGCACAGAUUAAGAAGAAAAUUGUCAAAAAUACUAAGUGCGGAGGACAGGGUCCGAACAGCAUCUGCUCUCAGUCCAGAGGGGAAAUGAAGUCGCUGUGGCACGGCCUUUGAGUCAAGCAUGUAGUAGAGUAAAAUGGGGGUGGGAGCUCAGAGUGGGACAUCAACAUUGUUACUCAUCUGUCUUGCUCUUUUCCUAGAAGUGACACUCUUGGCUUCAAACCACAUGUAUAAUCUUCCUGGCAUAGACAUUCCAUCAUUCUGGGAUAUCUGAUUUUUUGGGGGGGAGGAGGUGGGAGGACACAAAGCAGUGGUGUCUCAGGACAGGGUUUCUCUGCAUAAUAGCACUGGCUGUCCUUGAACUCACUUUGUAGGCCAUGCUUGUCCCAAACUCACAGAAUUUACCGGCUUUUGGGCUGGAGAGAUGGCUCAGCGGUUAAGAGCACUGACUGCUCUUCCAGAGGUCCUGAGUUCAAAUCCCAGCAACCACAUGGUGGCUCACAACCAUCUGUAAUGAGAGCUGGUGCCCUCUUCUGGUGUGUCUGAAGACAGUGACAGUGUACUUGUAUAAAUAAAAAAUUAAUAAAUUUUUUUUUCCGGUUCUUUUUGUCGGAGCUGGGGACCGAACCCAGGGCCUUGCGCUUCCUAGGUAAGCGCUCUACCACUGAGCUAAAUCCCCAGCCCCAAAAAAUUAAUAAAUCUUAAAAAAAAUUAUAUAAAAAAAAGCAUUUACCUGCUUUUGCCUCCCAAGUACUGGGAUCAAAGGUGUGUGCCACCGUACCUGGUUCCUAGUUUUCUUAACAAAGCGUGUUAGCAGGACAGAACUGGCAAAUGCUUUUAAUUCCAGCACUCAAGAGGCAAAGGCAUGUGGAACUCUGUGAGUUCAAGGACAGCCUGAUCUACAGUUCAAGUUCCAGGGCAGACAAGGACACAGCAGAAAACCAAAAGAUGUCUGUCUGCCUCGUGUGUACAAAUGCUGAGGACAGAAAGGUCAGAUCUCUUGGAGCUGGGGUUACAUGUGGUUGUAAGCUACCUGAUGUGGGUACUGGGAUCCAAACUGGAGUCCUCUGGAAAGCAGUAUUCAUAACUGUUGUAGCAUCUCUCCAGCUCUGAAUCCAGCUUUCUCACCUACCUGUAGCUGAGUCAUGGACAAAGAAAGGAGUCUUGCUGUUCUGGACUCACUUUGUCGACCAGGCUGGACUUGAACUCACAGAGAUCCGCCUGUCUCUGCCUCCUAGGUGCUGGGAAUAAAGGUGUGCACCACCACACCCAGCAAGACACAAGUCGAUUUGUGCAGAUGAUUUAGCUUAGUUUUGCCUUUGGUGUUAAAUGCUUGGAUGGCCACCAUCUUUGAGACAGGCGCUCUCUGCCUUGUUUCAUUUAUAAACUAAAAAUGCAGGUUACUAACUUCAGAUUCGGCUGUUACAGACAGAAACAAUAAGCCUGUUU
This is a messenger RNA of Rattus norvegicus (Norway rat), 2388 nucleotides long. The record is from RefSeq and is a predicted model, not a curated record. Lineage: Eukaryota; Metazoa; Chordata; Mammalia; Rodentia; Muridae.